AGCAGUCUUUGCCUUUACAAAACUUUAAUCUUCUUUCUUUCUUUCUACCACAUUUCAUCCUUGUCUUUUCAACUUUCUUGUCUAUCUCUCAGUGCUUUCUUUCACCCAACAAGAAGAAAUGGCCGAUGCAAUCCUGUAUGGCGUUGCGCAGAAGAUCAUUGAAAGCUUGGCCUCCUCCACUCUCCAACAGGUUGGAUCAAUCUGGGUUUUCAAAGAUGACCUCGAAAAAAUGUCAAACACUGUUUCCACCAUUCAAGCUGUUCUUCAGGAUGCAGAGGACCAGCAGGUCCAUAGCCGUCAAGUCAGGGACUGGCUUACAAAGCUCAGAGAUGCAGUUUUUGAUGCAGAUGACUUGUUGAGCGAGUUCUCCACUCAUGUUUUGCGGCAAAAUGUGAUGGGUGGCGGUAAAAUGACAAAGAAGGUACGCGUUUUCUUUUCUAGCUCAAAUCAACUUGCUUUUGGUUUUAAGAUGGCUCGCAAAAUAAAGGCCAUGAGGGAGAGGCUUAAUGAUAUAGCAAAGGAUAGGAACAAUUUCCAGUUGGUAGAGCGUCCUUUAGGGACAGCAGUUGUGACUAGGAAGAGGGACCAGACUCACUCAUUUGUACGUGAAGAAGACGUUAUCGGGAGGGAGGAGGAUCAGAAGGCCAUCAUAGGUCAAUUGUUGGACUUUGAUGUGGGGGAGAACGUUUCGUUCAUAUCCAUAGUAGGAAUUGGGGGGCUAGGGAAGACCACACUUGUUCAAUAUAUAUACAAUGAUGAGAAGGUCAAGGCUUAUUUUGAGUUGCAGAUGUGGGUGUGUGUCUCCGAUGACUUUGAUGUGAAAACAAUUGCUGAAAAGAUACUUGCAUCGGCAAACCCUAAAAGUCCUAACAACCUUGAAAUGGAUCAAUUGCAAAUUGAACUUCGCAAAAGUCUCAACCAAAAGAAGUACUUACUUGUAUUGGAUGAUGUUUGGAAUGAGGACAAAGAAAUAUGGGGUAAUUUGAAAACACUUUUGUUGGAUGGCUCAAAGGGAAGUAAGGUGGUGAUAACUACACGGAACAAUUUGGUUGCAGAUAUUGCCGGCACAAUGCAGUAUUUUCUAAAAGGUUUGUCAAACGAUCAAUCUUGGUCUUUAUUGAAACAAAUGGCAUUUGAAAAAAAGCAAGAUACUAUCAAUCCUAACUUUGAAGCAAUUGGAAGAGACAUUGUAGCAAAAUGUUGUGGUGUGCCUCUUGCUAUAAAGGCAAUAGGAAGAGUAUUAUACUACAAAAAGACAGAAUCUGAAUGGUCAUAUAUUAAGGAUAAUGAACUCAAAAAUGUAAUUAAGCUAAAGGAUGAUAUUUUCCCUGUUUUAAAAUUGAGUUACGAUCAUCUCCCAUCACAUUUAAAGUGUUGUUUCGCAUAUUGUUCGUUGUUUCCCAAAGAUUAUUUGAUUGAGAAGUUGACAUUGAUACGAUUAUGGAUAGCACAAGGAUUUAUCCAAUCACAAGAAGAGAACUUACGAUUGGAGGAUAUUGCGAAUGAGUACUUCGAGGAUCUAUUGUGGAGGUCCUUCUUCCAAGUAGUAGAAGAAGACAAAGGCAUGUUCAUGAACUUUAAAAUGCAUGACUUAAUCCACGAUCUUGCACAGUUGAUUUCAAGUAUUGAGUGUACAAUGGUUAAUUCUAAUGCAAAACAUGUGAACGAAAAAGUUCGUCAUAUAUCUUUCUCAUUUUAUAAUGAUUCAUUCUUUAGAGAGAAUUUAAACUCGUUGAUCUACACGGCUUAA
Messenger RNA from Quercus robur (English oak), 1750 nucleotides. RefSeq names its product putative disease resistance protein RGA3. The coding region runs from base 119 to 1750 and encodes 543 amino acids. Lineage: Eukaryota; Viridiplantae; Streptophyta; Magnoliopsida; Fagales; Fagaceae. Gene Ontology annotation, biological process: defense response to other organism. The record is from RefSeq and is a predicted model, not a curated record. Gene Ontology annotation, molecular function: ADP binding. The transcript is spliced from 2 exons.